GCAGAUGUCGACGCGACAGGCGAAACCUCGUGAGCAACACCAAACACGGCAGACUUCUGCACUCACAAGACAACAACGCAGCUCCUGCUCGAAACUAUGAUCGAACACAGAGGCGACAGUUGAAGUGGUCAUGACGGAGUCCCGCGUAGCGCAUUCAACAGAAGCCUCCGUCGCUACAGGGCCACAGCCGAGACCUGCUACCGCGUCGGGCUCGUCCAGACGAGUCGACAACGACCAGCAACCCAUCGAAUCCCCAGCCAUCGGAGACGUCCGCCACGUCACAAACCAUGCGGCCAAUGAGCUGGCUGCACACACCGCAGCUGGACAAUUUCUGCUCCGAUCAGAGAAAGACGGGGACAGACUACUGCCUGGCUACGGCCCAGAGAGACCAGAGGGACUAGAGAAUGCCCCUGUGGCUUUGUCUAGUAUCGCUGCGCCUGGGGCUUCUAUCAACAGCAGGAACGAUUGCCGGAACGACACUGGAAUUGUCGAGCAUGCCCAGAGUUACACGACGCCACCGACUACUCCCCGUCAAGUUCAGAAAGGCAGUGACGAGCACGAGCAGAGUGUUGGGGAUGAGGGCCGUGAUGGCGGCAGGGAACACGAGAACCCGGGAGUGAAUCAAAUCUCCAAUGGUACAAGCACCACCAUGGCUGAACAGGUCAAUGGGACGCCCACGCCGACGUCGGGUUCGAGGAUCCAGCGACGAGGACCACCCGCAACAAGACUGCCUGCGCCCAGCGGCCUCGUCAGCGAGGAGCUUGCGACCACAAUGGACAUCGACAACAACCAUACCGCUGAGUCUGGCCUCCUGGAUGAGAGCUGCCGGGGAACAUGAAGGCGCGAUGACCUCCGCCAUCAUUCGCACGAGGCUGUUGGCGGCGAUCACGGCAGUUCUUGCGGAUCCAGGGGCGGCGAGGACAGCCGGGAACCCACGAUGCACGACAUCACCAACGUAGCGAUGGGUUACGAUGGCAUCCUUCCUCAGGCCACAGAAGCCGGGAAGGGUGAGGCAGACGAUCGCGCGAGUGACCGCGGCAUUUUGGGGCCUGGGUUCGGGUUCACAUACCCUACCCCUUACCAAUCCAGUAUCGUUCAAACCUCAAUGUACAGCUGCCGCCAGCGGCGAUCAAACUUGUGGGGGACACGGGCGUUUCUGAGCGCACGGAGCUGAUCAUGCUGAGAUGCAUUAUUCGGUUGUGCGAA
Messenger RNA from Microdochium trichocladiopsis, 1206 nucleotides. RefSeq lists its product as uncharacterized. The record is from RefSeq and is a predicted model, not a curated record. The transcript has 2 exons. NCBI's taxonomy places the organism in Eukaryota, Fungi, Ascomycota, Sordariomycetes, Xylariales, Microdochiaceae. The coding region runs from base 131 to 838 and encodes 235 amino acids.